CUGUUGUUAUUUCACUCUCCAUCAGAUAAUGAGCCUAAGAUGCCUUCAGACGAGUCUUCUGAUAUAGGUCUUUACUAUGUAGACUUUAACAGAAAUUUCCAAAAGUGCAAUGCUUGUCCUCUUGAUAAUUUGAUUGAAUCUUUUGGUUUAUCUGACAUCGCUGCUUCAGUGGCUCGAACAAAGCCUAAUGGUGAGAAGGCUGUUAAGUUGAGAAAAUCCUACAAAUCUCAUAUCAACGAUUUGCCUUACAAGCACACAAUCAAGAGCGAUAAUAUACUUGAGUCAAUUGCUUUGAGAGAAGAUAUAACGCUUGGUUUGAAUGAUCUCUCCAAUUUUAUUAAACCAAUCGAUAGGGACUUGGUUUCAAGAGCUUUAAAUUUUAAGAAAACUCCAAAGGAUUCUCUCAAUGAUAUUGAAAUUGAAGAUUUACAAUUUAAAACUAUUGUUGAUUUUGACAAGAAAAGUUUAAAAAGAAAACAGAAAAAUGGCUAUACCAACGAUGACGAUUUGAAACGUCGUCGUAUGUGAUUCAAUAAUAAUUUUGAUUGUUUUGAAUUAAUCUAAAUUAAUCUCUUUUGAUUCUGUUUUCCGAUCUACUCAGUUUUGUUUCAAUAUAUCAUUUUCCUAAAAUGCAUACCUGCUUUUCCUUAUUUUCCUUAUUUUCCUCAUUUAUACUCUAUACUAUAUUUCAAAACAAAAAGAUACAGCG
Messenger RNA from Ascoidea rubescens DSM 1968, 709 nucleotides. It is a transcript of the gene ROX3, whose product is annotated as Rox3p. The record is from RefSeq and is a predicted model, not a curated record. Gene Ontology annotation, cellular component: mediator complex; core mediator complex. The coding region runs from base 40 to 528 and encodes 162 amino acids. Lineage: Eukaryota; Fungi; Ascomycota; Saccharomycetes; Ascoideales; Ascoideaceae. The transcript has 2 exons. Gene Ontology annotation, biological process: regulation of transcription by RNA polymerase II. Gene Ontology annotation, molecular function: transcription coregulator activity.